Messenger RNA from Trichomonas vaginalis G3, 2574 nucleotides. Its product is annotated as protein kinase protein. The record is from RefSeq and is a predicted model, not a curated record. The coding region runs from base 1 to 2574 and encodes 857 amino acids. Gene Ontology annotation, biological process: protein phosphorylation. Gene Ontology annotation, molecular function: ATP binding; protein kinase activity. The transcript has a single exon. Lineage: Eukaryota; Parabasalia; Trichomonadida; Trichomonadidae.
AUGAGAAGUGACCUCUUCUCUAAUCUUAGCGGAGAGUUACAAACAUACGUUAUUGAUCCAAGUAAUUAUGAUUUGAUUGAACAAAUAGGUAUUGGAGGCUUUAGCGAAGUUUGGCUUGCUGAGGACAAGAGAACAGGAGAUAAAGUUGCUUACAAAAAAAUUCGAACCGAUAUUAGCCAAUCAGCAUUACAAACAUACGUCAGAGAAAUUACUACAAUGGCUAAAGCUGAACAUCCAUUCUUUUUAAAACUUAUCGGAUUUAGUGUCACAUCUCCUUUAGUUAUUAUCACAGAAUAUAUUGCAAAUUGUUCUUUAUUCAGAUUCAGACGUAAUGAAACCAGACGACAGAAGCUAACGCCUACUGUUCGUACAAAUAUCGCUUUAUGUUUAGCUUAUGGUAUGAAAUAUCUCCAUUCUCUUGGCAUCAUACAUCGUGAUUUAAAAUCCAUGAAUAUAUUACUGGAUGAUAAUUUGCUUCCGAAGCUCUGCGAUUUUGGUGUUGCAAGAUUUUUAUCAUCUGAUGAACCGAUGACGAGAAGUGCAGGCACACCUAACUGGAUGGCACCAGAACUACACAAUGACGCUGAUUAUGGCCCUGAAGUCGAUGUCUAUUCCUACGGAAUGAUAUUAUACGAACUUUUAACAGACGAAAUACCAUGGAAGAACUUAGAUCCGAUCUCCGUUCUCCGCAAGGUUGGUGUUGAAAAGCAGAGACCACGUCUUCCCCAAAGAACCGAUCCAUUUCUGAAAAAUCUCAUCGAAUCUUGCUGGGCUGAGGAUCCGAAAGACCGUCCUCAAUUCAAAGAAAUCUACGACCUCUUCAAAACCGGAAAAGUGACGUUUCCUGGUACGAAUUUUCCAGAUGUUCAAACUGUUCUUGAUAAAAUCAAGGAAUACGAACAGAACGGAAAAUGGCUUUCCAUUAAUGUAAGGCAUACGAUCAGAUCAACCCCAGCUUCUCCGAGUGGUUCUCUUUCGAAAUUUAAUUUAGAUUCGCGCCAAAGUCCACGGCCAGCGAGAUCCAGUCGCUCGGGAUCACUCAUUCUAUCACGUGGAACAAUAAACAGAUCACAGCCUUUCUUCGGAACUCGUAGGGAGUCCUGGGACAAAUCAAAACAAGAUUCGAUCCUGGAAAAGGCAUAUGGCAAGAAAUUCAUCGAUUUAGAAGCAAUAAAUGAUCCGCAUUCGCCUUCAUUUCGAUCAGAACUCAUCAAAGCUUCAGUAAAACUUCCGAAAAUUCAAUCAAGAUUAUUUAUGUCGAUAAUCAAGAAUUACCUGAAAGAUCCAUCGAAUAUAGCAUUAGUUAGUCAAGUUCUCAAAGCCCUACAGAAAAUAAUUCAAAGGAAAUGCCAUCGAGAUUCAUUUCUCAAAGCCAAGCUUCACGAGAUGCUUCCUUUGUCACCUGGAUCUCUUCUUGACCUUUCUCUCGAUAUAUUCAACGUGUUAUUCAGUCAAUCCGCGAUUAAAUUUUCUGAUUGGUUCAAAAAUGACAUGAUUACGAUAAUUAACGAAAGGCCGAUGCGAGCCGUGGUAUUACUUUCCUAUUACGCGAAGUCUUUUGAGUCAUUACCCAAUUCUUGGCCACUUUUAGAUUUAUUAAUCAAAAAAGCUCAAAUUUUCCUUACGAACAGCUGCGAAACAGAACUAAUUUCGACACUCUUCUACCUAAACUGGAAUUUCGACGAAUACAAAGAAGCUAGACUCAAACAAUCCCUGAAAAUAUUUUUAGCAGCGUUAGAAUCAGAUGAUAUCAAUACGAUAUGUUUAGCUUACAACGCGUUAUCGCAUUUCUAUGCCUCGAAACUCGUCAAAAUCGAUUACGGACUCAUUGUUGAACAUCUCGACAAUGAAACAACAGCUCCGCACGCUUUAGGUUAUCUGAUACGCGUAAAUGACAUUCCUGCUUUACCAGAACUCAUCAAUUCCCUUCUACACCUCGCAACAGAGUAUCAUGAAGCGAAUCUUUGUUUGGUCAAAAUCGCCGCUCUGAGUGAAGGCGCGAACUACUUGGUCCGUAAAAACAAUUGGAUGGUCCAGGAACUCCCAACUCUCGACGAUACAUUAAGAUUAUUUUUGGCAGUGAUAACUCACGAGGAAUGCAGACAUCCGAUAUCGCAUACGCAGAACGCUAUCAUAUUACUUACGAAAAUCGCUAAAUACGAGGAAUUUCUUCCUUAUUCUGCGAUUAUUAUCCGAAAAAUCGAACCUGAUAAAAAAGCUCUGCUCGACAUGAGGGAAUCGGAUCUGAUCAAAAUUUUCAUACAAACCGCUUUGAAAAAUAAUUCUGAUGAGAAAUUGGAAAAUUUGGUUUUGCACGCGAUUUAUUCGUUGAGCGAAACUGGAUUUGCUCCUGAAUACAUUGACUACUGCGAUAGAUUGAAACAUGAUAUUGUUUCCAAAGGAAGAAACAUGUUAUCUGCAAUGGCAGUCGUUGCUGACCUCGCAAGGUACUCUACGUGCGCUGAGAAGUUCAUGGAGUUGAAGUUGAAUACGCUGUUUAAGCAGCUGAUGACGAAUCAGGACUACAAAGAAUAUGCUGAAGAAUUUUUCGAAAACUUUGACCGCCACAAAUGA